Messenger RNA from Dermacentor andersoni, 2152 nucleotides. It is a transcript of the gene Irbp, whose product is annotated as Inverted repeat-binding protein. Gene Ontology annotation, molecular function: double-stranded DNA binding; telomeric repeat DNA binding; damaged DNA binding. NCBI's taxonomy places the organism in Eukaryota, Metazoa, Arthropoda, Arachnida, Ixodida, Ixodidae. The record is from RefSeq and is a predicted model, not a curated record. Gene Ontology annotation, cellular component: Ku70:Ku80 complex; nucleus. Gene Ontology annotation, biological process: double-strand break repair via nonhomologous end joining; telomere maintenance.
GAUGUUCAGUUCGCGGGUUUGCGCUGCUUGGCGUUUCUCGGUGAAACUGUUGUGGUUCGCUGUAGAUUAUAGAGUUUAAUGGUUUGCGUCGUCCGCAGAACAAAAUCUCAGUGUACUGCGCGGGUGUGAGUGCAGUUAGCAUGGAUCAAACGUGGAUGCGCCAGGAUGAUGACGAGAGCGAAGAUGAAAGUAGCACCGUGGACUAUGGGCAGGCAGUGGACGGUAUCCUGUUCCUUAUCGAUGCUACUGAAAGCAUGUUUGAAGACAUCGAUGGUGACACUGCCUUCGUGCAGUGCAUUAAGGCUGCGAAGUGCACGAUGCUGAACAAGAUCACAAGCAGUCCAAAAGACCUUGUGGGGAUAGUACUUUUUGGCACGGACAAAGACAGCAAUCCCAAUCGCUUCAAGAAUGUGUUUGUGCUGCAAGACCUUGAAUGUCCAGGUGCGGAAACUGUUCUGAAGCUGGAGAAGCUGAUUGCAGAUGGCCCCAAGAAGUUCAAGCAAGAGUAUGGCCAUGGCAAUGUCAACAUGGCUGAUGUCCUAUGGACCUGUGCUCUUAUGUUCUCCAAAUCCCGUGCGGGGCAGCGGCGAGUGCUGGUGCUGACAAACCAGGAUGAUCCUCACAAGGGCUCAGCUGACCUUGACGACAAGGCAGUGGUCAAGGCCAAGGACCUUGCCCAGUCUGGCAUCGAACUUGACCUGGUUCACUUGAAGCCAUCUGGAGACAAGAAGUUCCGGCCACAGAUCCUCUACCAGAACCUGGUGACCAACAAAGAGAACUAUGAGGAUGCUUUCCCUGAAGCUUCUGAAAAACUGGAGGAACUUUUACUGAGGGUGCGGCUGAAGGACCACAAGAAGCGGCGCCUCAUGUCAUUGGCCUUUUGGUUGGGGCCCGAGCUGAAGCUGUCUGUCUCCCUCUACAACCUGGUGCGGCCGACGGGAAAGCCCGCCACCACGCGCCUGGCCAGGGACACCAACGAGGAGCUGCUCUCCCGUCGAAUCACCUAUGCCAUGGACACUGCAGAAGCACUCAUGCCAGGUGACAUUGCCAAGACCCAGGAGUAUGGCGGCAGAAAGGUGCACUUUGACAUUUGCGAAGUGAAGCAGAUCAAGGCAAUGGCGCCUCCAGGCUUGCGGCUGCUCGGCUUCAAGCCGCUGAGCUACCUGGAGAAGCAGCCACACGUGCGGCCAUGCCACUUUCUGUACCCAGAUGAGGGCUCCGUGCGGGGAAGCACACGCCUCUUUGCUGCCCUGCUACAGAGCUGCCUGCGCCAUCGUGUGGCCCCCGUGUGCUACUGGAUAUCGCGCGCUGCCCAGGCUCCCAAGCUGGUCUACCUUUUGGCACAGGAGGAGGAACGCGACACACACGGUCUGCAGAUGGUUCCACCAGGAUUUCAUGUGGUACAGCUGCCUUUCAGCGAUGACCGCCGUAGGCUACAAGCACUCGAGGAGGGCACAACCAAGGCUUCCCCUGCACUGGUUGCCUUGGCCAAAGAGAUGGCAGAAAAGCUGCGUUUCGCUUAUCAUCCAGACAAGUUCGAAAAUCCAGAACUGCAAAGCUUUUGGAGCUGUUUGGAAGCCCUGGCUCUCGAUCGGGAUGAUGCGGAACGCCCUGAGGACUACACACGUCCCAACCACGAGAAGAUGAAAGUCAAAGCAGGAGAGGAGAUGGAAGCCUUCUUGGAAGCUGCUUUUCCAGAUGGCUGCAAUGCCACCACUGCGGGAUCCAGGAAGCGGGCUCAAGCUGGAGAUGGGAGCGGGGCGAAGAAAGCUCGCACUGAAAAUCAAGGCAGCACUGUGGAUGUCCGUGAAGAGGCCAAGCGUGGCAAGUUGGCCAGCCUCACAGUCAGUGUCCUGAGGGACUUCUGCAAGCAAGAAAGCAUUCGCUGCCCAUCUAAGAAGGCGGAAAUCGUUGAUUGCAUCAAGAAGCACCUCAAACUCUAGUCCACCACAACCAUGCAUUUCUGACCCUUAAUGUGGAUGGAGGGUGACGAGCCACUAUGCCAGUUGCUGGAACAUAAAAUGGUGGUGGAAUGAUUGCUACUGCUCUGGUGGCACUUUUGUCUCAUCCCCGGAACAGCUGUCGUGCCUGGGCCAUCGGUCAUGCUCUGAAAAGAAAAGCAAGGAAAAGAAUAAAAUAUGUAACAAAAGCA